GGGAGCGGGAAUGCCUCAGUGCCUGGUUGACGGUGGUAGAGGGAGGACGUGUCGCGCGCCGGUCCGUGCUGUACCUUUUUCCCCUCGUUUAGAUGAGAACAAGGAUGUAGAAAGGAAGGAAGGAACAGAGUGAUGAGGGAGGAGGAACAGUGAAGAGUGAAGAAGAAAGGAAGAAAAGAAGGAAGGAAGAAAGAACGAACGAACGAAUGAACAAAACACUUAUUAGCACUCACUCGCUCACUCACUGAUUUAAAACACCGCUGGAAAGACUGACAGUGUGUUAGGAAGUCAGUCAAUUAGUUUCUCACGCCAUUAAACAAACAAACAAACAAACAAAAUACAAGACAAUUAACACCAUAUCCUGUCACUGAGUCACCUAAAGGGAUAUAAACAAGCAUUUAAACAUCUGAACCACUUAAUUGCCCCUUUACCUAUCAGUGGCGUGUGGGAAUGACUCUAGUGGUAGUUUAACAUAGAUUCUUCACAGUGAAUAGGAAAAACACCCUUGUGAACUCGUAUAAUGAUUUCAGUACCCCUUGAAGAACAUUCCUUGCAACACUAGAACACUUAUGAACACUGACCUUGAAGCAACCAGUAACAGAAGCCCUAGUGAAGCUGAACCCGAGGCAACAAGACUAUGUGAAUCUGUAGACACAACACCGCUACCCAUCCUGAACCUCUAACUCACUGUGACGUCUUGUAAUCACGUAAAUUCCCGCACGUGUGAAGCUGGAGACAAAACAAGUGACUCUGUACGUGAAGGUGUAGACAUAAUUACUGAACCACUUAAUUGCUUUGUCUCAGUGACGUGUGGAAGUUUUAAACAAGCACCCAUGUGAAACUAUAGACGAAACAAUUUAUAGACGAAACAACACUUACUGAAUCACAUAAAUUACUGAACCACUUAAUUGCUCUAUCUCUCAGUGACGUGUAGAAGUCUUAAGCUAACCCAUGUGAAAUUAUAGACGAAAAAGUGACUCUAUAUGUGAAUUUAUAGACAAAACAACACUUACUGAAUCACUUAAUUACUGAACCACUUAAUUGCUUUGUCCCUCAGUGACGUGUGGAAGUCGUAAGCUAACCCAUGUCAAGCUAUACACGUAACAAGUGACAUUAUGUGAAGAAGCUGCAAAAACAACAGUAUCUACCUUGUACCCUUUAAUCUCUCAGUGGCGUCUGGAGAUCACAUAACACAAACUGGCCCUCAUUAUGUGAAGCUUGAAACAACAACAGUGCAUCGAGUCAUGAGGCGGGGCAGGGAAGGGAUGGCAGUGUCCGGCAGUGCUGAGGUGGCCGAGGCGAGAGGGAGUGUGGGCAGGAGCAGGCAGGACCCAAGCAAAACCUGAGGGUGGAGGCACGUGUUGGCGGUGGAUUCCAGUGACGUGGUGGAUGUGAGUAUUGGUGGUAUUGACUUGUGGAUGAUAAAGAUGAUGAAAAGUUAAUUAGAACGAUUCCUAAAAGAGGUGUUGACUUGCACGUGAGGAAAGCCUAAGAUGACAAUGGAAAGUUAAUGAUGUUUUGUUGGGCGUGAAUCAAAGGAAGUUUUAAAGGUUUUUGGAAGAGCUGUUGACUCCUUUGUGUGUGAAGGCUCUUGUAAGUUAGUGAGGUGAAAAUGAAGUUGAGAAGCUAAUGACGCGGUGCUGGGUGUGAGUUUACAAGGAGUUUUUUAAAGAUUUGCAAAUUUUUAAAGGGUUUUGACAAGAUUUCUGACGUGUACUUGAGUGUCUUGAAGGCUCUUGUGACACGGUGAGGUGGAAAUGAAAUUGAGAAACCCUUUCAAACAGUGACCAAGGACUUUGUUCAAUUGAAGCCUUUUUGUGAAGCUGAGUGAAUUUGUUUGAAACAGUGAUUUAAAAGAAUUUGAACGUCCUGAAACUGUGAAUGAAGAAACUUGAAUGCUUUUGUGACACAGUGAAGGAAGCAUAUUUUGAGAAAGCUUCGUGAAACAAUGGAUUAGUGAAGAGUCUGAGAGGCUUCGUGGAAAAAAAGUGAAAAAAAAGACUCGUGAAGCAGUGAAUGAAGCGUUAGGAUGAUGAAACAGUCAAUAAAGGAGACUUCGAAAGGCUUCGUGAAACUGAACGAAGGGUCAGUUUGAAAAAUUCUUGUGAAACGGUGAAAGAAGGUUCGAAGCCCAAAUGAACCAGUGACGUUAAGACGAAACCCGAAGGAGAAUUGAAGCCUUUGACACUCAGAAGAGAUUCGAAGACCCUCUGUAAUAAAUAAAUAAAAUAAUAAGGAGUAAAAAAUCAGACACAUAUGAGAAGAAGUGAAAUUUCCCGUUGUAGUGACUUAGGAAAUGAGUGUUUGAAAUUUUUUUGUUCUUAAGUGACUUAGAUUAGAAGCCUUUUGAAGUAAUCUAGAAAUGAAGGUCUUUCUGAAAUAAUGUGAACAAGAAAACUAUAAAAAAAAAAAAAAAUAAAGUACAAAAUUAAAUCAUAUCAAAAGAAAACGAGGUAUCAACGUGAAAAGAAAACGGAGAGGAGUAACGAAGGUAAAAGAGAAAAGGCAAGAGAGACGGAGAGGAAAAAAAAAAGAAAUAAUAAGAAAUAGAAAGGAAUGUGAUAAAGAAGACAGACUAAACGUAAGGAACUAAAAUAGAAGAAAGAGAGAAGAAGAAGAUAAUAAGAAGGGGAAAUUAAAGAAGAAAGAAGUCUAUAUCACACACACACACACACACACACACACACACACACACACACACACACAGAAAUUAAAGUGAAAAUUAGAAAAAAAUGAUAAAAUAACCUUACAUGCAUAUACUCUAGACACACACACACACACACACACACACACACACACACACACACACACACACACACACACACACACACACACACACAGAGAGAGACGUAUAAAUGUAUGUCUGUACGCUUACACACUUGGCAAUCUAUCGGUCAACUCAACCCUGGCCAAAAAAAAACUGACUAAAAAAAACAAAACCAAGAUCAAGACUCAAGAUCAUCAGCUGACACACUGUAAACAAAUGACGCAACCGCACUAACUAUUACCCCACGUGGUCUGCGGCUCCCCAGACUCACCCAGGCUACCCUAGACACUCCCAGGCGUUCCCAAACAACCCCUGAUAGAGUCCCACGUGUCCCCAAUCAGUCCUUCAACCCAGACAGUCCCAAGGAAGUCCCAAAGUUAGAUAUCAGCAGUUUCCCCUUAGUAAGCCCCAGACUAACCAAGAAAGACCCAGUUGUUCGCAAUCAGUCCUCUUUCCCAGGCAGUCCCCAGAAGGUCCCAAGAUUUAGAAGUCCCCAGAGCUUACAUAAUUAUCCCAGUCUUCCCAGUAAGUCCCAAAGAGACCCAGAUAAGACCCAGUUGUCCACAAUCAGUCCUCUUUCCCCAGGCAGUCCCCAGAAGGUUCCAAAUCUUAGAAAUCCUCCAGAGAUUGUAAAAGUCCCCAUGCUCUCCCCAGUAAGGCCCAGUAAGUCCCAUUCAGCCUCAGCAGUCUAGGAAGCCCCCAGUGUAUUCAGCAGUCCCCAGGGAGUCCUCAGAAGGUCCCUUAGAGCUUACGAAGGCCUCUAGUUGUCCCCAAGAAGUCCCAUGCAGUCCCAGUAAGUCCCAAAAGACCCCAGUAAAUCCCGGAACACUGCAUAACAAGGCCUUAGACGUGUCAGCCCCACUAAAUUAAAUAUUAAGGGUUAUAGAAGACUCCCCAGCACCUUAGCCCCUUCAGGAAACGAAAACAUAUCUUAGUAGGUGUAAAGAAGCCCCCAAAAAGUUUUCAAUAAUAUCUCCCUUAAGGUCUCCAUGUUUUAGAAAGGCACAAAUACCUGUGAUCAGUGUUAUUCGCCCCAGCAAGUUAAGACACCUCCCCUAGGUAACGAAACCCCAAGGACGUCUUUCUCUGCCCUCACAUAGCUCCCCCAGAGGAUAAAGAAGAUUCCUUAUUAUAUAGAAAGCCCUCUCCAGUGUUCCCCCAGGUGUAGAAACCUUAGGCUCCUCCCCAGCAGGAAAGGACAGGGUUAGUACAGUGCCCCAGUGUUGCCUGCUCAGAAACACACCCAAGGACGAGACAGAAACACGACAGUAAGUUUGUAAGAUCCCAGUUUUUUAGACCCUCAGUUUUUGCAGUUUUAGAUCACGUCUCUUUGAAGGUAAAGUCCCACAGUUAAUCUAGACCCCAUCCCCCUUACAGCACCCAAGCCCCCCGUCCUCCACCCCCAGGAAAUAAAGGUUUUCUGCAGUUUGAGAACACGCCUCUUUGAAAAUAAAGCUCCUGUCAUACUAGACCCCUCCCCCCAGAGCAUCCACUCCCCUCCCCCACCCUCCCUCCCCCCAGGAAAUUAAGGAUAGCUUCCAAAUUUCACGUAGAAGAAAACUCCUGAGGUUUUUUUUUAUGAAUCCCCAGGAAAUUGAGGGUAAUUCUCAACCUUACGUGGGGAAAAAGUGAUCUUUGCCAAACUCCCCAGGGAAAAAAAAGGAAUAAUGAUGUUUUUGAAUCGUAAACAAAGUAGAAAAAUAUGAAUAAAAUAAGUAAAACAAAUUAACUAAAAAAAAAAAGGCCAGAAAAAGAAACGAACUAGAUUUUCACGGAGCUAAAAGAAAAGAGAGGAAAAGAAAAGAAAAUUGUGUCCCAAUCUGGAAAACUGCCUGAAGAUUGUCACGAAAUUAUAAAAGAAGCCAAACACCAACAACAACAACAAACAACAACAACAACAACAACAACAACAACAACAACAACAACAACAAACAAAACUACCUUAUCACGUGCACAUCCAAACACAACACACACACACACACACACACACACACACACACACACACACACACACACACACACAUAUACUCGCCGCUCAAGCACCGCUCAAACCCCCCUUGAGGCACCCCGGAGGACCUCACCCCAUCACCCCAUCACCAAGCACCCCUCCCCCUCCCCACACACACAAGAGGAGGCCUAGACCAGCAUGGGGCGUGACUAGACAGCGCUGCCCUUAGGAGUAGGCUGACAGACGUGAGGCCAUGGCGUGUGAGGCCCUAAGGGUACUGGAAGGGCGUGAUGUUCCCUGCCGCCCUUGCCGCCCCUGCCACCCACGCCCACAGCCACGCACUCCCCUGGUAGGAAUGGUGGUGGGGGUCGUGGUGGUGAUGGUGGUGGUGCCUCUCCUCCCCCCGACGGCUGCAUUGUGGCUAGGAGGGUGUGACGGCGCCCUGGGCAUGGAGUCUGGCGGGAUCCCUGACACAGCCAUCACCGCCUCCUCCUCCCAUGACCACAUUGUCGGGCCGCACAACGCAAGGGUUCGCGUGGAGAAGGAGGGCGGUGCGUGGUGCCCGAGGACUCAAGUGGCGGCCAACUCAAGGGAGUACCUGGAGGUGGACCUGGCCGGCGUGCACGUGGUGACGGCUUCAGGGACUCAGGGGCGCUUCGACAACGGCAAGGGGCUGGAAUACACUCAGUCUUAUAUGCUGGAGUACUGGCGCCCCGGCCUCGCCUCCUUCAGGGUGUACACCAGCAGCCACGGCAACCAGACAUUCCCAGGUAACAUCAACACUUACCUGGAGCAGAGGAACGCGCUGGUGCCGCCCCUCGUGGCCAGCAAGGUGCGUUUCAUCCCUGUCUCCUCGCACCCCCGCACCGUCUGUCUGCGCGUCGAGCUGUACGGGUGCCCCAACACAGCAGGCGUGGUGAGCUACAGUGUGGUGGACGGGAAGGAGAAAGACCCGGGGCUGCUUCUUACAGACAAUACUUACGACGGCUCGCGAGGACCUGGGCCCCUGCAGCGAGGUCUGGGCCAGUUGUACGACGGUCAGCUAGGGACGCCGCUGACCAACCUGCAGCUACAGACGUACAGCAGGGGCAAAGGUGAGGAAGGCUGGGAGUGGGUGGGGUGGUCCUUGGCGCAGGUGCAGAGGGAGCCGCUGCAUCUCACCUUCGUCUUCGCCACCAUGAGGAACUUCUCAAGCCUCGCCCUGCACGUGUUCUCCAGCCCCAGGGACGACUUCCAGGUUCCCUCCAAAGCUGAGGUGUACUUCGGCGAGGAUGGCACCAACUUCCACGAGAAGGCCGUGGCGUCGCCCCCCACCUGGCCUGGCGCGCUGGGACCCGGCGUUCACAACCUGAGCCUCGCCCUGCGCCACCGCCCCGCCAGGGUCCUCAGGCUGCUGCUGUACUUCCCCGGCCCCUGGUUGGCUCUCAGCGAGGUCUACUUCGACAGUGAGCCCUGCCAGUGUAACCUGACGGACUGGGCGGACGGCAAGACGACCUCCCCGGCAGAGCACAUCGCAGGACGACACGACGACCCCACCCGGGACGUCUCCACGGUGUCCGCCGCCCACGCCCACACGCGAGCCUUCAUGGGCGUGGUGGUGGGGUUCGUGGUGGUGGUGUUCCUGCUGGUGGCGGCGGGGCUGCUCAUCUACGUCAGGAGGCUCAGGAAGAAGAAAGCCUCGCCGCACGUGCUGAAGAGCCCGCCCUCGGAGACCGCCAGCACCACCUUUGACCUCAAGUCCCUGCGCCUCCCGCCGAGCUUCUCCGGCGCCAGCACCAGCACCAACGCGGGGGCUUCCCUGUACGGCCCCGUGGCGGUGCCUGGCGAGGAGGGGUCGCUGUACCACGAGCCCUACAAGACACCCAUGUUUAGCGCCUCGCAGUACAGCGUGGCCACCAUCGGGCGCCACCUCAGCGACCACAGCAGGGACGGCACCGCCACGCCCGCCCGCAGGAGUGCCAGCGGCCUCGUGGGCGGCGAGUACGCGCUGCCCAUCCUCAAGACGCCCCCACCCGCACUGGAGUCCGCGGCCUCCCACUACACCACCACGCUGCCCUACUCCCACUCCACCCCGCACUCCACCUACGCCUCCUUCAGCCCCGCCCCAGCCCCCCCAUCUACCCUCCCUCCUGCCAGCCUCCCAUCCCUCUCUAGGUUCACUGCCGCCCCCCUCCGCCUCCCCUCCGCGUGCCCCCCGCCGUCACGAAGGUGCCGUGGGCGAGGCGUCGGGCGGCGGGUGUGAGUGGACUGCUGGUUAAUUCAGAGACAGUGAAUGGUAUUGGUGUUGGGGACAGACUGGAGGAGGCGAUCACCUUCAGGCCCUGCCACUCCCCCUCCCCCCAGCCACGGCCUCAACAGCAGCAGGCCCCCACCACGCGCAGGAUGGGCGAGGAAGGGCGGGAGUGGCGCCCCCCUCGUCGAUCCCUUUCACAGGACGCGGCAACGACUGUGGAGGGCUGAGGGAGGAACACGAGGGACAAGGAGGAGGAGGAAGAGGAAGAGGAGGAGAAAGAAGACGACAGCUGUACAGACACCACCCCCCCCCCUCCCCCCUUGACAGCACACCACUAAGGCCAUUGUGCCCGCCCCCCACUGGCCCCCCUCGGACACCACCACCACCACCACCACCACCACAGACACCACCACCACAGCUGUCGCCGCCGCCGCAGCAGCUGCCAGUGGGGCGGAGCUUAGUGACGUCACGACAGCCACGCUACCUUCCUUUUACUUACCUGGCCGCCGCCGGCCGGGGUGCCCAGCGCCAGUGCCCAGUGCCCGCAGCCACGCGCCUUGCUGAAGGUAGCGUUGGAGUGUUGUGAGGGCAGCCUCGCCUUUCUCCUGUUUUGCUGCCCUUGAGUGCUGCUCACACCGUGUCACGAUGGGCAGGGUGCGCAGACGAGUCCUCCAGCAGAGAGAGAGAGCACGAAAGUUAAAUAAAGCCAGAAAGAAGAGAGAAGAGGCAAAUAAAGCCAGAAAGAAGAAAGAAGAGGCGGCAGCACGCCACGUGAACCACCCAAGCCCCGAGCCCGCCCUGCCCGCGCCACGCUCCACGCCCCACGCGGGCCAUGCCACGGGCACGCACCAGCCGGGGCCUGAGCCAGGCGGUGCUGAGGAGCGUUUCGUGGUGAGUGACAUGGAGCCCAAGGAGUACGCAGUGAUUGAAAAGAGUUACUUAAGGCGAGUGCUGACAAAGCUUACCUGCGCAGCGUGCUCGGGGAAAGUGAACGUGACUUUCGUGCAGAACGAUUUUGACUGCAGAGUGCAUGUGGUGUGUGAAGAGUGUGGCGGCGAAGCAGAGCCACAAGGAAGCGAAAAUCCCGAGACAAAUAUGGUCGUGUGCAGUGUCGUAGAUAAUGGCAGCGGUGUGCAGGUGUACACACACUUCAGGGACGCUUGGCCGUGAGGGCGCCUGGGAAGAAAUUUUCUCACUACGCUGAAGUCACGACGGAAACCGCCAAAGGAAAGGCAGCAGGUGUAAUAAGAGGCGAGUGUGAGCCGUGUGAGCAAGUGUUACUCAAGGACAGCACCAGCGCCACCAGGUGAAGGUGGGGUGUGUGACACCCGCGUGACGUCAGGCAGCAGUUGCACAAACCAGGGCACAGGAGUCCGCUGUUAGUUGGUGUUGUGAUGGACUCAGGAGCUGGACUCGUAAUAGACAAUGAGGUCAUCAGCAGGUGUUGUGAAGUGUUCGUUGAGACGUCACAGAAAACAACCGAGGAAGGGUUUGCUGAGUGGUUGAGGAACGCGAAGACCAGCGCGAGGAACACUUCACUGCAAGUUCCGGGGGAUGAAGGCAGCUGCGGUAGUGGCUUUGCUUAGUGGAAGCUUGCAGGAGAACUUUGAGUAGAGAACUUUGAUGCUGAUGCCUGAUGGUGACAGGGCAGCGUGCAGUGCAGUGUGUGCCACGAGUGAUGAGAAGAACCCUGUGGUGACAGUAAGGUGGAAAAUACUGAGUACACGUAGUGUCCAAGAGACUCGGAAUAGCAUCAAGAAAACAAAGGGACCGCCUCCACUCAAGAACGUGGCGCGUCUGUUCCACGCACAGCACUGCAGACAGCAACCCUAGGACUCACAGCGGCGAGCAGUGAGCGGCCACGGCGGCUACAAAGAAGGACAUGCUGGCGAAAUUUCUGCAGCCCCGACAAGCACCAUGACUCAGAGCCACCUUGAACUUCGCGACAGCAAGGCGGGGAGCACCAGGGAGACAGGCGAUGCGGGGCGUCACGGCUGAUGUGCGCCACCACGCGAUGGGGGUUUUGUAUGGCGCCGCCUCACGGGGGUUUUAGUGGGGCUGCCUUAAGGGGGGGCAUGAAAUGGAGCUGCCCCACACAAACUGAAGUACAAAUGACAUGUAAUAAUAAGGUUUUUAUUUAUUUAUUUAUUUUAUUUGUUAUUUAUUUAUUUUUUUUUAUGAUGAAGCUGUUUCAACCAACUUUUAUGGUUUCCGAGUUACUGGCAAGAGGAUAAACUGUUUUGUUUAUUACGAGAGAAAUAAAUGUGUUGAGUUUCAAACAAA
This is a messenger RNA of Scylla paramamosain (green mud crab), 9231 nucleotides long. Its product is annotated as discoidin domain-containing receptor 2-like. Lineage: Eukaryota; Metazoa; Arthropoda; Malacostraca; Decapoda; Portunidae. The record is from RefSeq and is a predicted model, not a curated record. The coding region runs from base 4969 to 6957 and encodes 662 amino acids. The transcript is spliced from 15 exons.